Molecule: messenger RNA, 1595 nt
Organism: Aspergillus calidoustus
Lineage: Eukaryota; Fungi; Ascomycota; Eurotiomycetes; Eurotiales; Aspergillaceae
Source: the annotation of a GenBank genome assembly
CAACGUCAUUGUUUCCGACAGUCUCCGUCAAAACAUCAAUUUGCGCUCGACGCUCGAUAAAGCUCUCAUCCCGUCUAAACCCAAUACACAGGAACUACAUUCCAUCAAAAUGGCAAACGUGGCGCUGCUUGGAUCUACAGGAAUGGUGGGAACACAUAUCCUCAACAGCCUUCUCUCAAGCAGUUCCGUCUCGCGCGUCGACACAAUCUCCCGACGCACUCCUCAAGCAGCUGCUGCCGCUCAAGCAAAACUAACCACCUUCGUCUCCGAUGACACUUCCAAGUGGGCAAGCCAGCUCUCCACACUCAGCCCCACGCCAUCCAUUUUCAUUUCCUCUUUCGCGACCACAAGAGCAGCCGCAGGUGGCUUUGAGAAUCAAUACAAGAUUGAACACGACCUGAACGUGGAGCUGGCGAAAGCUGCCCGUGACGCAGGCACAAAGGUCUACGUACUGAUUUCGUCGAGUGGCGCGAGUACCACUUCGAACUUCGCGUACACUAAGAUGAAAGGAGAGAUUGAGGAGGAUAUCAAGGCUCUGGGCUUCGAGAGGACUGUGAUCCUUCGACCUGGACUAAUUGCUGGUCAGCGAGAGGAGAGUCGACCUCUGGAGGCUGCUGCUCGGUUCGUUGCCGGUGCCUUCGGUAAGCUGCACUCGAGUCUGAAGGACGGGUGGGCACAGGAAGCAGAUGUCAUCGGCAAAGCCGCUGUCAAUACUGGUCUGAAAGCACUUAAUGGUGAUGUCCCUGCUGGCAGUGAGAAGGUCUGGGUUCUGCAUGGCAGUGAUAUCAUCAAAUAUGGGAAAGAAUGAGCUGGUCGACUUAUUAUAUACAUGGUCUUUAGAAGUUCUCGGCGUGGACUUUGAUUUGCGUAUAGCGUUAUACUUUGUUUUACACAAGGCCCUCAAAGUCUAAUAUAUACUUUACGGUGUGCUAUAAUCAAAUAGGAAAGCUGUCAGAUCCACUUCCAUGAACCCCAAACUCAGUAACAGCUCGAAGAUCUAUCUCCCCCCAACCUUGAUCUCACGAUUCUUCCUCGCAGACCCCCUAGUACUAUGCCCCUCCUUAUCAGCAUUUUUCUCCGCACCUCCCUCCAUCGGAUCCCUCUCCCGUCCAACAUCCUUAUCCCCGGCACUAACCCCGAGGGGAUCCCUCCUAGACCCUUCCCGCUUAGACUCCUCCCUCGACGCCCCAAUCUCGGUCUCCGGUGCCGUGUUAGAGGGGUCGAAUGCCGCGUCGCGAUGCGAGACUUCGUCGGUCGUCCCGGACUGCGAGGCUUCAGUCCGCGAGGGAUCGAGCGCGUGCCGGUCGUGAAAGUGGUCUUCUUCGUCUUGGGGUUGUGCUUGGCGGCGCGGGAUCGCGGUGAAUGUGCGCUGGGACUGGCGGGUUGCGAGGUUGCGGCUUAGGAUGUUUCCGGAAGCUGGUUGUGUGCGAAUGGUGGUUGUCGCGGUGGUGCGCGCGAUGUGGCGGAUUGGGGUUGCGAGGUCUUUCCACAUUUUUUGCUGGUUUUUAAGUAGGCUAAUUGUGUUGUAGUAUUGGUUUGGUUUAUUGCGAAGAUGCAGUGUAUCGCCCAAACGGUGAUCUAUAAAUUGGAUGAUC